GUUUUCUCUACAUUUUGUAGUUAGAGGAUAGUUGCAAUAAAUCCUUUUUCAUUUUGGAACUACAGCUGUGGAAAAAAUCCUAUGUAGUUGUGAUAUCUCUGUGGACAAGAAAUGAGGACAAUGGCCCCAUGCCAUGACAAUUAGAAGAAGCUUCUGGCUUUUUCCUAAAUUCUUUCAACAAUGCCACAGGUCAGUACCUUGAGGACAAUUGCUGGGAAGAACUGACUUCUCACUAUAUAUCAGUUUUGACAGAAGCGUUUUACCCAACCCCAGAGUCUGAGGUCUCUUUAAUCAGACCUUGGUUUUCCUCACAGGAGGUGAUUAAGCCAGGACAUUCCUGCUUUUCAGGAAGCUCUUUUCUGGUCUUGGGUAUUGUGGUGACUCUACAACUUUUGUCAGUGCUCAAUGUUACUCUGGGUCCCCUACGUUUCUUAAACAAAUGAGUGAGUUUCUUAAAUAAUGUUUCUUAGAUGGGCUCUGCUCAGUUAAAGCCCAAAUGUUCUACCCUCAAAGCCAGGGAGGCUCCCCAGCCCCCACAUGAAACUCCGUGGUGGACAGGCAGCCUUCACCACAGAGACAGGACACUAUCCCACAGGUCAACAGAUGUACCAGGCACUCUGGCUACAGCCCUUUGGAAACGGGUUGUGUGUCACUGAGCCUGCACUAAUAUUGGAGCCACAUUCUGACUUCUUGCUGUAGACAGCCAUUCACUUCCCGACCUCACAUAACAACCUGGCCCAGAGCAAUGUUUCUCUACCAACAGACAGAUGCCAGAUUCAUGUUCACCCUGAAAGGAUAUGAGCUGAUGGCUCUGGGGUCAACUUGGGGUGGAUGAAGAGUCAGAUGACUCAUGUGCCCACUAGGGCACACAUGACCCAGAUGACUCAGAGCAUCAAAAACAGCAGCUUCCUAGUACUGACCAGUGGUGGCAGUAGGACUACAAAAAUCCGUAACUCCAACAUCUGCAGUCCACGUGACAGCUAACUGAACCAUCCAAUGGCUCAUCUUAUGGGGUUAGAGGCCACCCAGGGAUACAAGCCUGGAAGAAAUGGCUACUUCUAAAUAAAGAAAGGUAUCACCCACCUGGCCAUACCGUGAGGAGGCAUGGACCCCUCCUUACACUCUCAGCCUCAGAAGGCAACUGCAGUUCAGGAAGGUCAAUACUCACCACCCACCCAGGGUACCUGAGCACAGGAGGACCAGGGACUUCCUGCUGUACCAACCCAAAUCCUUUGGCAGCUCUGCAAGCAAAGAGGGUUCAUAGUCUGUGUUUUCGGAAUUACCUCGUUUGGGAUUCGAUCUCAGGAUCAGUUUCCCCAGAAGGGAACUGGGACUGCUGAACCUCUGAGACGAGAGAGGACCGGCCAUGUCUGUGGUAUGAGUCAUCGGUCUCCCCUGGGCUCCCUAAUCAUCACUAAGAAAGACUUUGCUGACAACAGUGUUUGCAGAUCCAUGUGUACCUGGGAGUGGUGAAAGGCCGUGGGCACAGCAGCAGGGGCACCAUGAGCCUCAGUGAGGAACAGGUACGAAGCUUCCUAGAUGGGAACCCCACUUUCGUCCACCAAUAUUUUGGGAAGAAGCUGAGCCCUGAAAAUGUGGCAGGGGCCUGUGAAGAUGGUUUGCUGGUGGACUGUGGCAGCCUGCGAGAGCUGUGCCAGGUGGAAGAGAGUGCAGCACUGUUUGAACUGGUGCAGGACAUGCAGGAGAGCAUCAAUAUGGAACGUGUGGUCUUCAAGGUCCUGAGGCGUCUCUGCACCAUCCUGCAUGCUGACCGCUGCAGCCUCUUUAUGUACCGCCAGCGCAAUGGCAUAGCCGAACUUGCCACACGGCUCUUCAGCGUGCAGCCACACAGCCUCCUGGAGGACUGCCUGGUGCCCCCUGACUCUGAGAUCGUAUUCCCACUGGAUAUUGGGAUUGUGGGCCAUGUGGCUCAGACCAAGAAGAUGGUGAACGUGCCGGAUGUGGCCGAGUGUCCCCACUUCAGCUCAUUCGCUGAUGAGCUCACCGACUAUGUGACAAGGAACAUUCUGUCUACACCAAUCAUGAAUGGCAAAGAUGUCGUGGCUGUGAUCAUGGCAGUGAAUAAGCUGGAUGGCCCAUGCUUCACAAGUGAAGAUGAAGACGUUUUCACAAAGUACCUGAAUUUUGCUACAUUAAACCUGAAGAUCUAUCACCUAAGCUACCUCCACAACUGUGAGACACGAAGAGGCCAGGUGCUUCUCUGGUCAGCCAAUAAGGUAUUUGAAGAGCUGACAGACAUCGAAAGGCAGUUCCACAAGGCCUUCUACACUGUUCGGGCCUAUCUAAACUGUGACCGGUACUCAGUGGGCCUCCUGGACAUGACCAAAGAGAAGGAAUUCUUUGACAUCUGGCCUGUGCUGAUGGGGGAAGCCCAGCCAUACUCAGGCCCACGAACACCCGAUGGCCGGGAAAUUGUCUUCUACAAAGUCAUUGAUUAUAUACUCCAUGGCAAGGAAGAUAUCAAAGUCAUUCCCACACCCCCAGCUGACCACUGGGCCCUGGCCAGUGGCCUUCCAACUUAUGUAGCAGAAAGUGGCUUUAUCUGUAACAUCAUGAACGCUUCAGCUGAUGAAAUGUUCAGCUUUCAGGAGGGGCCCCUGGAUGAUUCUGGGUGGGUGAUCAAGAACGUUCUCUCCAUGCCCAUUGUUAACAAGAAGGAGGAGAUUGUGGGGGUGGCGACCUUCUACAACAGGAAAGACGGGAAGCCCUUUGAUGACCAGGAUGAAGUUCUCAUGGAGUCUCUGACACAGUUCCUGGGAUGGUCAGUGCUGAAUACCGACACCUAUGACAAGAUGAACAAGUUGGAGAACCGUAAGGACAUCGCCCAGGACAUGGUUCUGUACCAUGUGAAAUGCGACAAAGAUGAAAUCCAGGAAAUCUUGCCAACAAGGGAUCGCCUGGGGAAAGAGCCUGCUGACUGUGAGGAGGAUGAGCUGGGGAAAAUCUUGAAAGAAGAACUCCCAGGGCCUACCAAGUUUGACAUUUAUGAAUUCCACUUCUCUGAUCUGGAGUGCACUGAGUUGGAGCUCGUCAAAUGUGGCAUCCAGAUGUACUAUGAGCUGGGUGUAGUCCGAAAGUUCCAGAUCCCCCAGGAGGUCCUGGUGCGGUUCCUGUUCUCUGUCAGCAAAGCCUAUCGGAGAAUUACCUACCACAACUGGCGCCACGGUUUCAAUGUAGCCCAAACCAUGUUUACGCUACUCAUGACAGGCAAACUGAAGAGCUAUUACACAGACCUGGAGGCCUUUGCCAUGGUUACAGCUGGCCUGUGCCACGACAUUGACCACCGUGGCACCAACAACCUGUACCAGAUGAAAUCCCAGAAUCCUCUAGCCAAGUUACAUGGCUCCUCAAUUCUAGAACGGCACCACCUGGAAUUUGGGAAGUUUCUGUUGGCAGAGGAGAGCCUGAACAUCUACCAGAACCUGAACCGGCGGCAGCAUGAACAUGUGAUCCACCUCAUGGACAUUGCCAUCAUUGCCACUGACCUGGCCCUCUACUUCAAGAAGAGAACAAUGUUCCAGAAGAUUGUGGAUGAAUCUAAGAACUAUGAAGACAAGAAAAGUUGGAUAGAGUACUUAUCCCUGGAGACCACCCGAAAGGAGAUAGUCAUGGCCAUGAUGAUGACUGCAUGUGACCUGUCUGCUAUUACCAAGCCCUGGGAAGUCCAGAGCAAGGUGGCUCUUCUGGUGGCUGCUGAGUUCUGGGAACAAGGGGACUUGGAGAGAACGGUCUUGGAUCAACAGCCCAUUCCCAUGAUGGACCGGAACAAAGCAGCUGAGCUCCCCAAGCUGCAAGUUGGCUUCAUCGACUUUGUAUGUACUUUCGUGUACAAGGAAUUUUCUCGUUUUCAUGAAGAGAUCCUGCCCAUGUUUGACCGACUGCAAAAUAACAGAAAGGAGUGGAAAGCGCUAGCUGAUGAGUAUGAGGCCAAAGUCAAGGCCCUGGAGGAAGAAAAGAAAAAGGAAGAAGACAGAAUAGCAGCCAAGAAAGUGGGCACAGAAAUUUGCAACGGUGGUCCAGCACCCAAAUCCUCGACCUGCUGUAUCCUGUAAAACCUAUCUAGUGGCUUCUGGUCCCUCCUGCCACUUUUACUCACUGGAGAUGGACUCUGCCUAUAGCAGUUUGGUAUAAGACAUUAGGAAGCAGAAAAAAGAAAGAUCAAAUAUAACUGAGUAUUUUAAAAUUUUAAAGAUUUUUUUCAAAUUAAAGCCAACUAUGAAU
Messenger RNA from Cricetulus griseus (Chinese hamster), 4242 nucleotides. NCBI's taxonomy places the organism in Eukaryota, Metazoa, Chordata, Mammalia, Rodentia, Cricetidae. The record is from RefSeq and is a predicted model, not a curated record.